AUGGUCAAAGAAACAAAGCUUUAUACACUGCUUGGAGUUGCGCCAGGUGCGUCCGACGCGGAGAUCAAAAAGGGUUACCGGAAACAGGCCCUCAAGUACCACCCUGACAAGCCUACCGGUGACACCGAGAAGUUCAAGGACAUUUCCGAGGCAUUCGACAUUCUCAGUGAUCCAGACAAGAGACAGGUGUAUGACGAUUACGGUCUUGAAGCUGCUAGAGGCAAUGCACCCGCUGGAGGCAAUCCUUUCGCUGGAGCUGGUGGUGGAGGAGGACCCCAAUAUUCGUCCUUUGGAGGAGGUGGUCGCGGCCAUCCAUUUUCGCAAAACGAUGCUUUCAACAUCUUCUCGCAGUUCUCGUCGAAGGGCGGAAUGGGUGGUGAUGAUUUCUUCUCCAGUUUCGGUGGAGCUGGAGGAAUGCCCGGUGGAAUGGGUGGAAUGGGUGGAAUGCCUGGUGGAUUUGGCGGAUCUGGCGGAUUCGGUGGAGGUGCUCCCAGAGCGGAGCCAGCGACAGUAGAUUUGAAGUUGCCAUGCAGUUUAGAGGAUCUGUUUAAGGGAGGGGUGAAAAAGAUGAAGAUCAAUAGGAAGGGACCUUCGGGAGCACAGGAGAGCAAGGUGCUAGAAAUCAACAUUAAGCCCGGUUGGAAGGCCGGAACGAAGAUCUCGUAUCCAAACGAAGGUGAUUACCAAGAUGGACAAAGACAGACGAUCAGAUUCACAAUUGACGAAAAGCCUCAUCCCACAUUCAAGAGACAGGGAGACGAUCUGGUGGCCACCAUCCCGAUCACUUUCAAGGAAUCGAUGCUGGGAUUCGACAGACAGAUCGCAACUAUAGACGGGCGCCAGAUACCAAUUUCGCGGACUUCUCCACUUCCUACAGACGCACAGACCACCUAUCCGGGAAUGGGAAUGCCGAUUUCCAAGACACCUUCACAGCGUGGAAAUCUGUUGAUCAAAUUCAAGGUGGAUGUUCCUUUGAGACUGAGUCCAGAGCAGAAGGAGGCCAUCCAGAGGUAUUUUUAA
Molecule: messenger RNA, 1020 nt
Organism: Kuraishia capsulata CBS 1993
Lineage: Eukaryota; Fungi; Ascomycota; Pichiomycetes; Pichiales; Pichiaceae
Exons: 1
Coding region: 1-1020 (339 amino acids)
Biological process (GO): translational initiation
Cellular component (GO): cytosol
Molecular function (GO): protein-folding chaperone binding
Source: RefSeq, a predicted model, not a curated record